UUUUUUGGCUGCGCUGUCACCGUUCUGUCACCAUACCACAAGAGAAAAAAACCCUCCUCCUCCUUUGAAUAAAAAAAAAUUCUUCGAAAAACCGAGGUGCAAGCACAAAUCGAAUCGCGUGUUUCCUCAUCUAUUUUUUUUUGCCACGUAAAUUAAGGUGCAAAUUCAGGUCUCUAGUUAAGUUAAUAUAAACGACAUGAUUAUCUAUACAAACGAAGGUAAUCCUUUUGGAUUAAAUCUCUUGGUGUUGACGAAAUUCGCAAAGAAAAAUGCAUCCGUCAAAAAAAUUAACCUCAAUGAUCCAGCUAUAAAAGGUCUCAAACAAUUACCCAUUCUAGAACUUGAUUGUGGUCUGCAAUUAUUUUCAACAACUGCAGCAGCUAAAUUGCUAUUCCCUAACGAAGGCAAGUCUAGGGAUGAGUGGUUAGAAUGGUCAGCAACUCAAUUAGCUCCGGCUUUAGCCCACAACAUGGGCGUUGGCCAUCGAGCUGAUCCAAAUGCUCUGCCAGUUUUAAAUGCUUUGGUCAAGAAACUCGAUGACCGAUUGAAAGUGUCACCAUUCUUAGCCGGCGAUAAGAUAACCACAGCCGAUCUGUGUGUUUGGUGCCUAUUGGCACCCGAUGGAACACUCAAAGGUGCUCAAAAUAUCGAGAAUCUUCUUGUCUGGUACAGGAAGAUCACAGCUCUUCCUGAAAUCAAAGCUGCUCUCGAUGAACAGCCUCUGAAAGAGUUGAGUUUCAAUUCACUUCAGCAUUCGAAUCGGUUUGGAGGUCUUCACCAUGUCGUUUUAUCGACUCCUGGCGAUGAUUCCUCCAAGCUCCUUGCUGAAAGUGGAGGAAAUAUCGCGGAAACUGUAACGGAGGAGGAAAAAGAGGCUGCUGGAGCUGCAUUUGUGUUCAAUAAAGUCAACCCACGGAAGGAACCACGAACUGUGUUGCCCAAAAAGGGAGAGCGCAAUGUCUUAAUCACGUCGGCUCUGCCUUAUGUGAAUAAUGUCCCUCAUUUGGGAAAUAUCAUUGGUUGUGUUCUUUCCGCUGAUAUCUUUGCCAGAUAUGCUCGCACUUGUGGGUAUAAUACUCUGUAUGUUUGUGGUACCGAUGAAUAUGGUACAGCGACUGAGAAUAAGGCACUUGCUGAGGGGUUGACUCCAAAGGAGAUAUGCGAUAAGUACUUCGAGUUACACAAUUCAAUAUAUCGUUGGUUUGGAAUUGGAUUCGAUUAUUUUGGAAGAACUACUACAGCUGAACAAACUGAAGUUGUUCAAGAGGCUUUCCAAGACAUCUACAAAGCUGGCUUCAUUUUAACCGAAAGUGUGGAGCAACUUCUGUGUCAGAAGUGUGAUCGAUUUUUGGCUGAUCGAUUUGUUGAAGGAACAUGUCCUCAUCCUGGUUGUGGCUAUGAAGAUGCUCGUGGUGAUCAAUGUGACAAAUGUGGCAAACUAGUCAAUGCCAUCGAACUAAUCCGUCCGCGCUGUAAGACUUGCAAUACAGCGCCAGUCAUUCGUAGUUCCGAACAGUUGUUUAUCGAUUUGCCCAAAAUCGAACCAAAACUCAAGGAAUGGAUUGAGAAGUCAGACAGUGGUUGGACAAAUAACGCUCGUGUUAUAACCCGCUCAUGGUUGCGAGAAGGUCUCAAACCACGAUGCAUUACACGCGAUUUGAAGUGGGGCAUUCCAGUUCCACUGAAGGGUUUCGAAUCGAAAGUCUUCUAUGUGUGGUUUGAUGCUCCAUAUGGUUAUGUGUCCAUUACUAAACGAUACAGUAAAGAUCAUUACACCGAAUGGUGGCAGCCAGCUGCUGGAGUAAAUGUUGAACUAUUCCAAUUCAUGGCAAAGGAUAAUGUUCCAUUCCACUCGGUUAUGUUCCCAUCAUCUCUUUUGGCCACGAAUAAGGGACAUGUAUUGGCUUCACACAUUAUGGCCACAGAGUAUCUGAACUAUGAGGAUGGCAAGUUCAGCAAGAGUCGUGGUAUUGGAGUGUUUGGCAAUGAUGCUCAAGAAACCGGCAUUCCAGCCGAUGUAUGGCGAUUCUAUUUGGCAUCGGCGAGACCAGAAGGACAAGACUCAAGUUUCAGUUGGAAUGAUUUGGGAGCGAGAAAUAAUUCAGAGUUGCUAAAUAAUUUGGGCAACUUUGUCAAUCGAGCUUUGGUAUUUUGUGAGAAGAAUUACGACUCCACAAUCCCACCGAUGACUUUAACCAAAGACGAACUCAUUCUGUUGGCUUUGGUGAAUCGUGAAGUCAAAGGUUAUGUGCAGUCUUUGGAGAAGGCUCGUCUCAGGGAUGGUAUUCGGCAUAUUCUAUCGAUUUCCAGACACGGAAAUGGAUAUAUGCAAUCCCAACAACCUUGGGUGCUUUUGAAGGGAACUGAUGAUGAAAAAGCCCGAGCGGCUACAAUCAUCGGUUUGUGUUGUAACAUUGCUUGUUUGUUGGCAAGUCUGCUAUUCCCUUACAUGCCAACAACAGCAAGGACUUUGUUUGAUCAACUUAAUACCAAGCAGCCAUUGAUCAAUCCAGAGCAACCAUUGGCUAGCAUUCUGCUUCCAGCUGGUCACAAAAUUGGAAAACCUGCACCUCUGUUUGCCAAAAUCGAACAGGCUCGUAUUGAUGAACUCAAAAAGAAAUACGCUGGUCCUCAAGUUGUGAGUUCGACUUCUGGUGGUGCUCUAUCGGUGGCUGAAUUGGAAAAAGCCAUUGCCGAACAAGGAGACAAGGUACGUGCUCUGAAACAGAGUAAAGCUGAUAAGGCAGUUUGGCAGCCUGAAGUGAAUAUUUUAUUGGAUUUAAAGAAAAAGUUAGAAGCUGCACAAGCUGCUCCUCCAGCAGCAAGCAGUAGUGGUUCCGCGUCGGUUGCUGAACUUGAAAAGGCAAUCGCUGCUCAAGGAGAUGCGGUUCGUGCGUUGAAGCAAAGCAAAGCAGACAAAUCGGUUGUGCAACCACAAGUUAAUAUUCUGUUGGAUUUGAAGAAACAGUUAGCAGCUGCGCAAGCAGCUCAAGCUUCUCCCGCUAAAAGUGCUCCUGCAACCAAUUCGUUAAGUGUAACUGAUAUGGAAAAGGCAGUCAGUGCUCAAGGUGAGAAAGUUCGUGCUCUGAAGCAGAGCAAAGCAGAUAAAUCAGUUUGGCAGCCUGAAGUCAAUAUUCUGUUGGAUCUUAAAAAACAACUUGCCGCUGCUCAGGCUCAAGCACCCGCUGAAACAACUCCAACUGUGACUCCUACUCCCGCAAAUGAUGACAUCAAAAUUAAGGAACUAGAGGAGAAAAUUGCAAAGCAGGGUGAAAAAGUUCGAGAACUAAAAAGUUCAUCUGAUGCUGCCGUUUGGAAGCCUGAAGUUGAAGUUCUCCUCGCUCUCAAGAAAGAACUUUCUGCCAUUACAGGUGUAACAGAAUCACCAGCUUCAGGAAAGAAUAAGAAGAAGAAAUGAUAUCCGGUUAUUGGUUUUAUUUCAACACUUUACGCCCCAAGAUAUUGAGUACUGAUUUUUCUACCUCUUUGUUUUAUUCUCUUCUUUUUUUUUGUUGUUUAAUUCGAUUGCUCCAAUAAUUUAUUUAUUUUUUUUCUUU
Messenger RNA from Episyrphus balteatus (marmalade hoverfly), 3557 nucleotides. It is a transcript of the gene MetRS, whose product is annotated as methionine--tRNA ligase, cytoplasmic. Gene Ontology annotation, biological process: methionyl-tRNA aminoacylation. Gene Ontology annotation, cellular component: aminoacyl-tRNA synthetase multienzyme complex; cytosol. Lineage: Eukaryota; Metazoa; Arthropoda; Insecta; Diptera; Syrphidae. Gene Ontology annotation, molecular function: ATP binding; methionine-tRNA ligase activity. The record is from RefSeq and is a predicted model, not a curated record. The coding region runs from base 197 to 3418 and encodes 1073 amino acids. The transcript is spliced from 6 exons.